This is a messenger RNA of Erpetoichthys calabaricus (reedfish), 1416 nucleotides long. It is a transcript of the gene gapdhs, whose product is annotated as glyceraldehyde-3-phosphate dehydrogenase, spermatogenic. Gene Ontology annotation, biological process: glucose metabolic process. The record is from RefSeq and is a predicted model, not a curated record. The transcript is spliced from 11 exons. Gene Ontology annotation, molecular function: NADP binding; NAD binding; oxidoreductase activity, acting on the aldehyde or oxo group of donors, NAD or NADP as acceptor. The coding region runs from base 50 to 1057 and encodes 335 amino acids. NCBI's taxonomy places the organism in Eukaryota, Metazoa, Chordata, Cladistia, Polypteriformes, Polypteridae.
CAGCAUCAAACGGUGAAGGUAUUACACAAAGCCAGCACUCACACGUACCAUGUCAGAACUCGCGGUUGGAAUCAAUGGAUUUGGGCGCAUUGGUCGCUUAGUUUUGAGAGCCUGUCUGGAGAAGGGAAUAAAGGUGACAGCCGUAAAUGACCCCUUCAUUGACCUCAACUACAUGGUGUAUAUGUUCAAGUAUGAUUCCACUCAUGGCCGCUAUUCUGGAGAAGUGAAAGCAGAAGAUGGAAAACUUAUUGUAGAUGACAACGUCAUUUCUGUCUUUCAGUGUAUGAAACCCGCUGAAAUCCCCUGGGGAGAUGCAGGGGCACUCUAUGUGGUGGAAUCUACCGGAGUCUUUCUCAGCAUCGACAAGGCCUCUUCUCACUUGCAGGGAGGAGCUAAGAGAGUGGUUGUGUCAGCCCCCUCUCCUGAUGCACCCAUGUUUGUGAUGGGAGUGAAUGAGGACAAGUAUGACCCUUCCUCCAUGACCAUUGUGAGCAAUGCCUCCUGCACGACCAACUGCCUGGCUCCACUUGCUAAGGUUAUUCAUGACAACUUCGGCAUCCAGGAAGCCCUUAUGACCACAGUCCAUGCCUACACUGCCACUCAAAAGACAGUGGAUGGUCCUUCUGCCAAGGCAUGGCGUGAUGGAAGAGGUGCACACCAAAACAUUAUUCCAGCAUCCACUGGAGCUGCUAAAGCUGUGGGCAAAGUCAUUCCUGAAUUGAAUGGAAAAUUGACAGGUAUGGCUUUCAGAGUGCCAGUAGCUGAUGUAUCUGUGGUGGACCUGACCUGCCGCCUGUCCAGACCAGCCAGCUAUGCCGAUAUCAAGGAAGCUGUGAGAAAGGCAUCUGAGGGGCCACUAAAGGGAAUUUUGGGGUACACUGAAGAUGCGGUGGUCUCAAGUGACUUUAUGGGUGAUCCCCACUCCUCCAUCUUUGAUGCUGAUGCAGGAAUUUCCCUCAAUGACAACUUUGUCAAGCUUAUUUCAUGGUAUGAUAAUGAAUAUGGAUACAGCAACCGUGUGGCUGACCUCCUCAACUACAUGUUUUCCAGGGAGUAGUGGCUUGUGCGUCUUCCUUCACCUUCUUCUGGAUCAGUACUGCCCUCUAGGCCAUUGCACACUGCUCCGCUCCACUGCCACUAUAGUUUUGCUGUAAGGCCAGUUGCUUCCUGGGGCUGCCAUAUCCCCCUGUCCCCUGAUUCUACCUCCUUCUCUUGGAGGUGGCCAGUUAUUGCAUAGUUUGUGUGUUGCGUGUUUGAAUCCUUCCAGGGGGCAAGUGCUGAAUGGCACAUCUAUGCCCUUCUGCAUUGAGGAUAUAUACAGUCACGCUUGGUUGUUGUAGUACUCUCAUUGGAUGUAUUUUAUUCUUGGUGUUCAAAAACCUAAGUAACUGAAAUAAAUCUGAACAAAUUCACCCA